UGAAAGGUAGAACAUGAAUUAUAUUAACUUGAUUAACCAUAGAUAAGUGAGGGUUUAACAAGUGACCAACUUGUGACUUCAUUAACAACCUAGCACAAAUAAUCGUACUUGAUUGGCAGAAUGUCAACGAACUUUGAAAAUUUUGAUGUGCGGGACUGCAUGAUCAUAACCAAAGCCGUGAAGUCAAGAAAUGCUGAGAAUGUGGAGAAAGUCAUAGCCUCACUGUUGAGUCAUGGGCAUGACAUCACUCACAGCCUCUGCACACCUGAUCAACAGGGCUACUCAGCUCUUCAUUAUGCUGUUUUGUACAAGGAUCUUGCAAUGGUGAAGAAACUUCUCAUCCAUGCAGAUAAAAGGUGCAUAAACAUGGAGAGUCAUGGUCGAUCCACUGCUCUGCUGCUUCUCUGUAGAACCUGCUCAGCCUCAGACCUGGAGGAAGAAAUAUUGGCGAGCCUUCUACAUGCUGGGGCAAAUCCCAACCUGCCUGAAAAAGAUCCAUUUUCCCUGCCCUUAUUGUGCGCCUUGGAGAGACGCUGGUGGCGAGGAGCUGAUCUAAUGCUGGACGCAGGGGCUGACGCCACAGCCACAGAUUCUGAGCACAAUGAGCUUGAAGCCACAUUCUUUGCUCGGGAUAAUGUCGAAAUACUGAGGAAACUUUUGAGUAGAGGAUGUCCCUGCCAUUACCUCGAUGAUUGGAUAGCUAGUAGAAGUCUAACAGAGGCCCAGUUGAAGACCAUAUUGCCGCCGUACAUAUUGUCUAACCCUAAGGGUGAUGUGCUGGAUGUUCUGCUUGCUGCUGCCUCGGUAUCGUACCACGAGAGCGCUCUGUACAUUCUGGAGCAUUGCGUGUUUGAUGAGAUAUAUCAAUUUGAGCGCAUAAUCGGCAAUAUCUAUAAACUUAAUAAAGAAAUCAACUGGGCAGACAAGAACAAGUACAUAACUGCCUUGAUGAAGAACAUUUUCAAGAGUGAAAUGGACAAGAACGACCUGCUGAUAAUGCUUUUCCUGGUAUGCGCCAGAUUGUUGGAGCUGGUGCAAGCUGGAAGUAUAGUUGAGUUUAUCUUGCCCAUAGCUGCUGCGGGAUGA
Molecule: messenger RNA, 1086 nt
Organism: Hyalella azteca
Lineage: Eukaryota; Metazoa; Arthropoda; Malacostraca; Amphipoda; Hyalellidae
Exons: 9
Coding region: 121-1086 (321 amino acids)
Molecular function (GO): protein binding
Source: RefSeq, a predicted model, not a curated record